This is a messenger RNA of Ixodes scapularis (black-legged tick), 1189 nucleotides long. RefSeq names its product transcription initiation factor TFIID subunit 8 (gene Taf8). Gene Ontology annotation, cellular component: transcription factor TFIID complex. Bases 123 to 896 code for a protein of 257 amino acids. The record is from RefSeq and is a predicted model, not a curated record. Gene Ontology annotation, biological process: transcription initiation at RNA polymerase II promoter. Gene Ontology annotation, molecular function: protein heterodimerization activity. The transcript has 6 exons. NCBI's taxonomy places the organism in Eukaryota, Metazoa, Arthropoda, Arachnida, Ixodida, Ixodidae.
AGUCGAUGGCAUGGUAACACUGUACAAGCAUUAAAAAUGGCGACAACGUGCUCCGUUGUUCUUUUUGCGGCCGUUUCAUCUUGACAGCUAGGUGGUGUUAUCUUACGGUAACGUUCGCGGACAUGGGUUCAACUGCGCUAGAAAGUGGUCCGGUGAAUGCCCGCAGAAAAGCGCUAUUCGCCGCAGUGUGUUCAAUUUGCUUGGAGUCCGGUUUCGCGUCCGCCGAACGGCCCGCCGUGGAGAGCUUGGUGGAAAUGCUGCAAAGCUGUCUGGCCGAAAUUGCCAGAAGCAGUCGCGCCUUCUGCGAGCUUUCGGGAAGGACGCAGGUUCUAUCCGGCGACGUAUUCGUCGCGCUCAUCGAAGCUGGCAUCAACGUGGAAUCCCUAUGGGCUUUCGUCAAGCGGAGCAACAGGAUAACUCUUCCCACUCCCUCCAUGACACCACGUUCGUCCACACCGAAAAUCCUGCAAGCAGGAGAGAAAAAAUCCCUGCCGCCGUACAUUCCGGAACACCUGAUUCCAUUCCCCGAUCCGCAUGCCUACAUCAGGACGCCGACGCACAAGCAGCCUGUGACAGAGUACGAGGCCAUCCGAGAAAAACUGGCCAGUCAAAAGAGAGACGUCGAGAGGGCGUUGACCCGAUUCGUCGCUAAAACAGGCAACACGCAAAGUCUCUUUGCAGACGAUGCCAACCUCUUCCCUUUGAUAGCGUGCAAGCCAGUGUCCCAACCUUACCUGUGCGCCCUGCUGCCAAAGGACCAGGUGUUCGAACAUCAGGACGAAGACGGCAGCAAGGAAGGCGGAGGUCAAGGUUCGGACAGGCGGUCCGAACCUGCGGAACUGGUGGACAAUCCCUACUUGCGCUCCGUCAAGAUGCCACGCAAGCGGAAGCGUUGACCGACCUCCUUCAGGACGAGCGUGCAACAAAAAAUUGAGCUUAUGGACUUCUUUCAAAGGUGCUGUUAGUGAGGCGUUGCACUGGAAAGUCAAACAAAGAACAAGCUUUUGGGACUUUCUUGAAAGAGGUGUUCGGUUGACUGCAAAGGUUUCUGCCGGAACUCGCAUGGUGCCAUUUGUUGUCUUACAGCAGAUCUGGGCUUCUGGUUUCAUUGGGGGUUGGAGCAAGAUGUGGCUUCCCUGGUGGCCAGUAGCUGUACUAGUGUCAGUAUAAAUGGUUGAUUCACCUGGAA